Crotalus tigris (Tiger rattlesnake) is the source of this 1381-nucleotide messenger RNA. RefSeq names its product olfactory receptor 2T27-like. Gene Ontology annotation, cellular component: membrane. The record is from RefSeq and is a predicted model, not a curated record. The transcript is spliced from 2 exons. Gene Ontology annotation, biological process: G protein-coupled receptor signaling pathway. Lineage: Eukaryota; Metazoa; Chordata; Lepidosauria; Squamata; Viperidae. Gene Ontology annotation, molecular function: olfactory receptor activity; G protein-coupled receptor activity. Bases 306 to 1247 code for a protein of 313 amino acids.
UGUCUGCAUUAAAAAAAUGGUUGCAAAUUUUUUGCUUUGAAACAAUAGUUUCAUUAGGGAAAAUGAUCUGAAGACUUUCCCCUUCAUCUCCAGGUCCUCAUUUGCACUAAUGCUCCCACCAGCUCAUAGGUGAAAAGAAAUGAUGUAAUCUCCAUCCGGAGAGAUCCAUGGGAGGCUGAGCUGUUCCUGGAUUGUGGAUACAGAUGAGUGCUUGUUGCUUCAGGAAUCACAGAUGACUAGCUGGAAUGCCUACCUUGAGUAGCAGCUGCUAGGGAAGUGCUGUGACCAUAAAGUUGUGGCCCUGGAUGCAUGAAAAAGGGAUGGAGGAAAAGAAUACCUCAUCGUGGAAAGAAUUUCUCCUACUUGGACUUCAAUAUCAAAAAUCACCCACAAUUUUUCUGGUUGCUAUUGGUUUCAUGUUCUUUAUUGCAAUUAUUGGAAACUGUCUCCUUCUCAUUGUAAUCAGUACUGACUCUACUCUUGACACUCCCAUGUACUUUUUUCUCAGACAAUUAGCUUUAUUGGACCUCUGCCAGAUUGUCUCCAUUGUUCCUCAAGCAUUUGUCAGUUUUGUAAUCAAGAGAUAUACAAUUUCACUCUACAGAUGUAUUGCUCAAAUUACUGUAACUUUGAUUUUAGGAGGAGGAGAAUGCUUCAUCCUGGCUACAAUGUCUUAUGAUAGGUAUGUGGCCAUCUGCAAACCUUUGCAAUAUCCCAUCCUCAUGAGGAAAAGCAUCCUUCAUGUGAUGUCAGUGGUGGCCUGGUUUAUGUCUAGUCUCCAGGCACUGCCCUGCUCUCUUUAUGUCCUGCCCCUUCCCUACUGCAAAUCCAAUGUGAUUAAGCAUUAUAUAUGUGUUUAUCCAGCCCUUCUACAACUCUCUUGCUCAGAUAAUUCUAUUUUUAUAAGAAUAAGUUAUGGUGGAAGUUUCCUGGUCCUUCUCCUUCCCCUCUCAGUCAUCUCCUCCUCCUACAUUGCUAUCCUCCUUCAGGUUCUGAGGGUACAGUCUUCAGAAAGGAGCCACAAGGCCUUGACAACCUGUCUGUCCCAUCUCUGUGUGGUGGGUUUCUUCUAUGGAGCAGCCAUUCUGACCUAUAUGACUUCUUAUUCUGCUGAAAGGUCUAUGAUUAAUGCCGUGUUUACUACCAUAGUCCCUGCCACCAUGAAUCCUUUCAUAUACAGCCUGAGGAAUCAAGACGUCUUAUGCGCACUCAAGAAAUUAUUUGGAAAAUGCAAACAGAGUAAAUGAUUUUAUUGGCACUAACUAUAGGUUGUUCUAUAGAGAUAAAUUCAGAUGGAAGUAUUGAUGAAGGUAGACAUUCAUUUUUCCUGAGCAUAUUUUAAUUCUAUUGUGAAAAUUGUAAUAAAGUUGUAAAAAUCUGA